This is a messenger RNA of Haliotis rufescens (red abalone), 5716 nucleotides long. RefSeq lists its product as uncharacterized. Lineage: Eukaryota; Metazoa; Mollusca; Gastropoda; Lepetellida; Haliotidae. The transcript has 23 exons. Bases 35 to 3658 code for a protein of 1207 amino acids. Gene Ontology annotation, cellular component: signaling receptor complex. Gene Ontology annotation, biological process: multicellular organism development; positive regulation of kinase activity; cell surface receptor protein tyrosine kinase signaling pathway. Gene Ontology annotation, molecular function: ATP binding; transmembrane receptor protein tyrosine kinase activity; protein binding. The record is from RefSeq and is a predicted model, not a curated record.
AGCAGAUUGACCGGUUCAGUGAUUGUACAAGAGGAUGGCGAGAUUGUGGACGUUUUUCUUUCUUGCUCUGACAGUUAACCAUUCUCUUCAGUGGCGCGGGAACGUUUGUUCUUACACAACCGUGGCGCACCAAGAGAAACGUGUUUGCCGGAGUCACUGUUGGUGGGGUUGUUGUGAAUGGGGACACAUUCUUGUACCACGCUACGAUGUGGCAGAGAAAUGCUGCCCCGGCUGGACCCAUAAUGGAGAUGAGAACUGCCGCUUCGCGGAGUGCAAUCCCCCGUGUGCUAAUGGCGGUACAUGCACGUCUCCUGGACGGUGCAGCUGCAGGGCGGGAUAUUCGGGCGACACCUGCAAUGGGGCUAAUUGCAACCACGAACGGCCAUGCUACCCCGGGGGGUGCCAGGGCAACGGUGCUACUGUUGUGUGCAACUGUUUGCCUGACUUCGGGGGGGAAUAUUGUAAAGAACUGGGCGCUAUCCAGGCACCAGUGGUGACCCAGCUACAGGCAGAGUUUAACUUCAGACAAGGGGGACAACAGUAUGGGGUUCUUGCUGAUGCCACAGAGGUCGAUAAACCAGUGGUCGUCUGGACCAACAUGGACGAACUCAACGAGCUCUCUGUAAAUGCCACUGCGAUGUUCAAAGGAAAAGAACUUCCGUAUCCCCCGGCUUACAUCAAAACCGCAGAGACUGGAAUUGGCAGAGCCUAUGUGAAAUGGAGUGGUCCCCGUGUGACGUCUGAAGAUGAAGAUUACAAAUGUGUGGGGACUAUUGACUCUGAGCACCCUCAAAAGAUGGUUAGAUGCGUCUUCAAGAGAGAGUACAGGAACCGUUUGAAAGAUGGCGACAAGUUUAAGUUGACCUUCCGUGUGACGAGCGGCGGGUACAGGGAGCUGUUUGACACAGGAAACAACCGGGUGACUGCCACGGAACACUACACCGGAACUGAAACGACCCGAUCUGUUGCCUUUAACAUUGAUCUGACGAAACCUGCAUUCACAGAAGCCGAUGCGUCAUUCCAAGUCCACCCUGAAUUUACGAAGCAAGGUAUUACAAUGAAAUGGGAAGGAUGGACGGAUGAUGAUUCUCAAAUGGACAAGUACACAUGGGAAGCCUUUAAACUUGAACCUAAUGGCGAUGGAGACUUGAUGGAGGAAGACAAACUGAGACCCAUCAUCCACAGACAAAUCAAACACACCUCCCCCAUUUCCUACCCUCUUCCUUAUGAACCCGAUAAACCAGGUAUGUAUUCCUUCAUUCUUCAAGCUGUGGACAAGGCCAACAACUCUGAAUACAUGAGACGGUUUGCGCUGUACGACAAAGAGUCAACGGUGACCACUGAUCCGAACCAUGCUAUGAACAUAUCAUAUGUUGUACGAGACCAGGGCUUCCAGUGGAUGACCGAUACAUCAAAGCCACUCGUGGUCAACUGGGAAAACCGGUUUUUGAACUAUCACCACGAAAGCGGCAAAUUUCUAAACAAAAUCUUGCCCUUCAAAGUUCAAAUUGUUGAAGACCCACCAAUCUACAAGCAGGUCAGCAGCACCAACGAUGAUCAUUAUGGUGAAAGAACCGUAGACGCUAUCCUCAAUGUGCGGGGGAUUGUGAAGUUCGAGUGGACACAUGAUGUCAAUAAAACUGGAGGUCGACGCCAAGAUACACCUCCAAAUUGGUCUGAUGUAUCCGGUUUAAAAAGUACCAUGCAGUUUCAACCAGAGGGAGUUACAAGUGGGAGCACUGUUACUGUGUGGAUAAGAGCCAGGGACAUCCUCGACAACAAGAAAGUGGACUCGACAAGUGUGACCUAUGAUUUUACGGAGCCACAGAUCACUAGGAUGGCUUUCCACGAAAACGAGAUAUCCAACAUUCCCUUCAGUUCUGGCUUGGAGUUGAACAUGCUGGACAAAGAGAGUGGCAUUGGACGUGUAGAGGUCAAAGUCAUACAGACAGGGAACGGGCACUUGAUGUCCAGCAGGAACCUUACGGUACCGACUCUAACACCGUCUGCCUGCACAGACAGAGUGACUGACUGUUACUGCCCUAACGCCCUGAACGUGUGUUACAAGCGAGUAUACAAACUUUACAUCAGCAACUGUUGGCUGAUGGUGGCCAAAGACGCAUUGAAAUCAGCCGAGGUUAAACUGGAGGUGGGUGUGGUCAACAGAGCUGGACUGAAGACACCCACACCGUUGGUCCACGUGGUAAAAGAUCUCAUGAAGCUGAAGGGAACCGAGGCAUAUUUUGGACUUGAGAACGUAACGACAACCAAGAUAACGACGUCGAGUGCCCGUGUUUCAUGGAAGCAUGCCCCAAGCUGCCAUGAGCGGACGGUAAUCCUUGUGAGCUUCGAGUCCGAAUCAGGACAUAAGGAGACGCUGAAAGUUUUCCAGAGCGCAACACAUUAUGUCCUCCACGGCCUUCAACCUGGUACAUCAUACAAGGUCAAGGUCACUGCAAAAUACGGGGACAUGCUCAGUAUACCCAAGCAGGUAUCCAUCACUACCAUGAACGAUCCUGGUAUCGGAACAGGAGCAAUCGCAGGAAUUAGUACAGGGCUGGGGGUUGUAGUCGUCGUGGCCGUGGUCGUUGUUCUGCGGAGGACUGGAGGACAUCGUUUUCUGAGUAGUCGACGACAACCAGUCGAAACAGCGAGGAUUGCCAAUAAUCUUGAUCCGACCAGACCGAGGAUGGCAUCCUUUAAGAACAAGUCUUACGCCGAGGACGAUGACAUCUACCACUACGCCAGCAUGCCGUUUUCGACAUUGCAGGCAAAGGAGAUCGCUAGUGAUAAGCUGACGCUUAAGAAGGAAAUACAGGGUGGCAGGUUCGCUCGUAUUUACAAGGCUUCUCUGAUAAGUGGUAAAACACAGCAAGAGGUGGUCGCUAAAGUUCUUAAAGACACCCAUGAUGAAGACAGUGCCUUACUGAUGAUGGCCAAGAUCAACUUUGCUGCCACAAAGGUCGGGGAACAUCGCAACGUGCUGAAUUUCAUUGGCGCAGUUGUCAGCAACGAUGCUUUGGGACCGGUCAUGGUGCUGGAGUAUUGUCAAAACGGACAGUUGGACAAAUGGUUAAACGCCAUACGGACGGCUGUGAGCACGGAUGUCUUGGAUACAAUCCAAAGAAUUACUUUGGGAAUAUCUAGAGGAAUGGAAUACCUUUCAAAGAGACAGAUUGUUCAUCGGAAGCUCGCUGCCAGGAACUGUCUGUUAACUCCCGAAAACGAUGUCAAGAUUUCCGGAUUCGGACCAUCCAGCCCUGAAGAAGCAGCCGAGGACAAUUCCAAAGGGAAAGAGAGCAGAUCACAGGAUCGAAUCCCAAUAAAGUGGACGGCUCCAGAGUGUCUUCAGUCUCUGAAGGGAGCCAAUGAGAAGAGUGACAUCUGGUCCUUUGGGAUCACAAUGUGGGAGAUCUUCAGUCUGGGUCAAACUCCCUACCCUGACAUGCGGAGCAGAGAUCUACCAAUCAAACUCAAGAAUGGGUACAGACUCCCCAAUCCAGAGUAUGCUGAGGAAAUACAUCAGGACAUCAUGCAAGGCUGCUGGAAGCAGAACCCUAAAGAGAGGCCUACUUUCGCGAUUGUAGUGGAAAAACUGGAGACGUCGUUCGGUUAUAGACCUGGGGAGUCUGGGGAGGUUUACUACACAGCUACCUAAUGCAUGCAGAUGUUAUACAUCUGACACCUUCUGAAAAGAAUAGGUCGCAAAUUUACUUAGCUUAUUUUAUAUGUCUUUUUAUAUUUCUUUAACUAUUAGACGCAUUUUUUAUACAGCGUGUGCAUUUUUCAGAGACGUGUACUUAGGGGUGAGGGGGCAGCCAAGCGCUUAAAGAGUUCGUUACAACUUAAAACUUUCCCAGUACAACAUGGGUACAACGCUUGAAGCCCUUUUUGCAUUCAUUGUAAUAAUGCUGGAAUGUUGCUUUGUCAAUACUCACUUGUUGUCGCGGACGGCCACAAAUUAUGUGAAGGGGACCUUCAGGAAAGACGAACACUCACCUCUGGACCAGUUGAUUGUAUGUUCGCCCUUUCCUCACACGGCUAUUAUCAGACAUUGUUCCAUGACACCGGUGACCAAUAAACGCCGAUUAAUAAUUACUUCCUUUGAAGAUGUCGCUUCCUGGACGGCCAUUUAAAUCUGUAUCGAGUCAAGACAAAAAAUUGUGUUUUGAAUUUAGAUGUCAUGCCUUAAUACGUAGGCCAUUAAUUGAGUUCUCUUUCUGUUUGUAAGUGGAAACGGUGUGUAGCUCACCUAUAGGCUAGACCUUAUAUCGAGAAAAGAACACAAAUGAUUUGGACCAAAAUAAAUUUACAGACGAUGAUAUGUAACAAAACGUCAAGUUUGAUUUGCACAGGUGACAAAUCAUGGGGGGAUAAUUUCGCCAGCGGCGGAGAGUAACUGGAUGGGUAACCGCGCUCGGAACGUUUGACUUUUGAUUCUCUUUCUUCGGUCCUGCUCCACGGCUUAUUACACCUGGUAUAUCCUUAGUUCAGUUCAAACGUUCUAUGUGGGAUGAAAAUCUAAAUUGCUCAUUGAGUUUUAUGAUGGGGUGGGAUGGUUAAAUGGACUGCUGGGUUUCCAUCCGAGACAAUAAACCUUUUACUGUUUUUACAAGUCAAUAAAUAAUAGCUCUAGUCGUCAUAUUUUCACUCUGACAGUGGCCGACAUCGUCACUAGAAAAGAAAUGAGUUUAGUGAAAAAGCAGUUAGCUUGAUUUACUUGAAGGCUCUACAUCACCUUCAGCUUUAAGAUUCACUGAGAGUCAGGGUUCGCUUGACAAAAAAUCUUUUGGUGGAUGUGAACAGUUUAAAAAACAACUACCUAUCUUCCGGUAUGUUUCUACCUGAAAUAUCUUCAUUCUUCAUUAAACUUUUGAACUGUUCCUUCAGCAGCAGUAAAAAGGUUCCCGGUAGAUUCAGAUGGACAUGUGAAUGCAAAACCGACAGCUUUGUUUGCAUACUCCCCUAGCUGAAAAUGAAAACUAAAUGUAAACCGAACCGUUGACCUGUCACCCUAAAAACAGACUUUGUGGAACAAAGGAUAAACAAAUGUACAUGUUAUCAUACUCAAUCAAUUCGGUAGAUUACGGUUAACACAUUUAACAAUCGGGACCGGCCUGUUAAUAUUCUUGAAACAGGAGCUGGACUUUUUAAGGCAGGACAGACAUUAUUUUUUAACCCAAAACCUAUUAAUUUCAUAACCUCGAGCAUGUCCAGUCAGCAAAUAUUUAUUUUUAUGACAAAUACGUUUUCAGUAUUUUGGGUAACAGGCACACCCAUGCAACUCCUAUCUCCGGAAUAUAAAAAGGCCGGUCCUAAACAAAUAUAUAAUUUAUAUGUCUAAGCUGUUUUCGUGCUUUGUUCGUACAAUGUUUUUUGACAUUAUCUUAUUGUCCUGUUUUACAUAUCUAUUCUAUUUUGUUCUUAUAUUUUAUGGUCAUAUUAUUCCCAUACUCCAAUAUUGUAUACACAAAUGAAAACCUUAAAAGUAUUUCCACAGGCACAAUAUUCAAAACUCAUUAAUGUUGAUGUGCGCUGUUUUGUAAUUGUAACCCGGACGCCAACGCUUUUUAAAAAAAUAUUUAACUGAAUUUUAAUUCUGCCAAACACAAGUCACGAUGAAACAUUGUUAAUAUCCGUUGUCAGUUGUUUGUUGUGUACAAUAUAUAUCUUAAUUAUUAUAUAUCUUAGCUGUCAAUAAAUUUAUAUAAAUGCA